AUGCCGUCCUCGGUGGUCGAGCGGCUGUCGUCCCGGUAUGAUGAACUGCGCAAGGUCGAUGAUAGCAUCUCGCGGGUCUUGGACAACCUAUGGUUGUUGAUCAGUGGAACACUCUUGAUGUACAUGCACGUCGGCUUUGCUCUGGUAGAGACGGGCACUUGCCGAGCCGUCAGUGCUUCUGACACACUGGUCAAAAAUGUUCUGGGCCUAUGUGCUAGCACAGUUGGGUGGUGGUCCCUGGGUAGUGGACUGGCCAGAGGUGAGCUGCUCGGAGGCUUCUUGGGCACGAGCGGCUUCUUCGGAUCCAACUUAGUAAGGCCGAGCCCGACCGGGCUAACGGCUAUCUGGCCCUGUGCUGCCGGGAGCUGCCCUACUUCCCUGGCCGUCUGGUUCUUCGAUUGG
Messenger RNA from Symbiodinium necroappetens, 402 nucleotides. The record is from the annotation of a GenBank genome assembly. NCBI's taxonomy places the organism in Eukaryota, Dinophyceae, Suessiales, Symbiodiniaceae.